CACAGGCUUCAACCCCAUUCCGAUUGACCCCACGUCAGUCAACUCGCCGGCCAUGCUACAUUACACCAUGCCACAGACUUCUCCGCCGAUGUCGCCGCUGAGUGCUCCUGCCACGCCCCGCACCCCUGGCGCCGGCGCGUCCACCGAGGCGCCGCAGCAGCCGGCCUCGCCACGCACGCCCCGGCCCGCGAUCACGCUGACCGCGCCACCGUCCAACAAGAGGAGGCGCCGCGGGGCAGCGCGCUCCUCCCUUCGCGCCGUGCGUGCGCUGUUCCGAUCCCUCCCGAUCCUCGCCCCGGCGUGCCGGUUCCCCGGUGUCAUCCCGCGCCACGGCGGCGGAGGAGGCGGUGGCGCGUCGCGGGGGCACGACGGCCAUGUCAGCGGUGCGUCGCGCACGACGGGGACGCUGUUCGGGCACCGCAGGGCGCGGGUGACGCUGGCGGUGCAGGAGACGCCUGGGAGCGUGCCCAUCCUGCUGCUGGAGCUCGCCAUGCAGACGGGGAGGUUCAUGCAGGAGAUGGGCGCCGAACACCUGCGCGUGGCGCUCGAGUGCGAGAAGAAGCCGCCGGGCGGUGGCGCAGGCAUCGGACGCACGAGCCUGCUAGACGAGCCGCUGUGGACGGCGUACGUGAACGGGCGCAAGAUCGGGUACGCCGUGCGCCGGGAGCCCACGGAGGACGACCUCACGGUCAUGCAGAUCCUGCGCACAGUGUCGGCCGGCGCCGGCGUGCUGCCGGCCGACGUCGUGGGCGGUGGCGGCGCCCCCGAGGGGCAGGAGGCCUUCGACCUCGCGUACAUGCGCGCGUACUUCGACCGCGUGGUGGGGUCCCGGGACUCGGAGUCGUUCUACAUGCUUAACCCUGACGGCAACAAUGGGCCGGAGCUUAGCAUCUUCUUCAUCAGGAUAUGAAAAAUUGCGACACUUCCUUUUAAAAUUUGGAUUUCGUGUGACUGAGAUUAGCGAGUAAAACAUAGUUUUAAGCUGUAAGCAGGUACUUUGCUCUACGGGUAGC
Phragmites australis (common reed) is the source of this 1013-nucleotide messenger RNA. Its product is annotated as protein MIZU-KUSSEI 1-like. The transcript has a single exon. The record is from RefSeq and is a predicted model, not a curated record. Bases 53 to 910 code for a protein of 285 amino acids. NCBI's taxonomy places the organism in Eukaryota, Viridiplantae, Streptophyta, Magnoliopsida, Poales, Poaceae. Gene Ontology annotation, biological process: hydrotropism.